Molecule: messenger RNA, 480 nt
Organism: Oikopleura dioica
Lineage: Eukaryota; Metazoa; Chordata; Appendicularia; Copelata; Oikopleuridae
Source: the annotation of a GenBank genome assembly
AUGACAAAAAUCCAAGGAAUGAUUUUCUCUCCCGUGCUUGAGCAAGCCUGGAAAGAUAUCAAGGCGAAGAAGAUUAAAGGCUUCUCGAUGAAAUUGUCGGAAGACUUGAAGAGCAUCGAGGUUGAUCGAACCGUCGGAUUUGAGGACAACAGCUGGAGAGAACUGACCGACUCGCUGCCUGAGUCGGAUGUUCGAUACAUUCUGUACAACUUCACCUACAAGCGAUCGAUCGAGUACAAAGUCGACAACGACUGCAUUACCCACGAAAAAUGGGCGUUUCUGAAAUGGCUUCCUUCUGGAGUCCCAGUCAAGCGAAAAAUGAUGUUUUCGAUGGCCUCGAAGCCGCUCAAUCAGGAUUUUUUCCGAACGCGAUUCCCCUGGGAGUUCCAAUGCUCCGACAAAGAUGAGAUUUCGGCUGAAUCACUGACUGAAGAAUUGAAAAAGGAUAAGAAGUACCAGCAAACUGUUGAAAUUUACUGA